Molecule: messenger RNA, 1561 nt
Organism: Gadus chalcogrammus (walleye pollock)
Lineage: Eukaryota; Metazoa; Chordata; Actinopteri; Gadiformes; Gadidae
Exons: 3
Coding region: 89-1264 (391 amino acids)
Source: RefSeq, a predicted model, not a curated record
UCCGACUGCAAGGGCCAGAAUUAGAACCCUACAUGAGGACCUCAACCGAAAAGGUGAAUUCUACUUUAAGAAUUGAGUCAUCUACAUCAUGGUUAGCGAUACAUACCUUAUUGCCACUCAUAUUAAUGAUUCUAUUUUCACAGGCAUGACACAGCAAGGGAAAGACAGGAAGAAAAGGGUCUGUCGAAAGGUGUGGCAUGAGGAGACUACAACGCUACUACAGCUCAGCGUUUACAUGGGUGUAUUGGCUAUCCUGAAGGAAUAUGUCAUGGUUUUCCAGGGUAGCCAGACGUUGGUGCACAAACUCCCUGACAAGCAGUUUGAGCUGUUCCUGGCUUUUUUGGCUUGCUUCAUAAAAGGGGAACACAUCACUCAAUUGUCUCCCAGGGCUCUGGGAGAAAUGGUGCUGGAGGAUAACAUGCUGCUGCCUGCCAGGGAGUUCUAUGUUGGACAGGAAGCAGACACAUUCAGGACCAGGAAUCCCAAUCAUGCGCUGCUAGAGCCAUUCCUGAAACAAGUCAAAACAGCCUACACCACCACUGCUGUCUACAUGCAGAAAAAACUUCCAUUGUCCAGCCAGACACUGAUUGCCCUGUCUUCUCUGGACCCACUUCUAAGAGGCCACUCACAGGCAACCAUCCAGCUGAAGAGGUUGGGUGGAAUGCUAGACCACCUUUUACCAGCCGUCAAGGACAUCCACAAAGAAAUCCUACUGUACAACAUUAAUCUUAACGUGCCCACGUUCAAGGAGGGGGAUAGCAUGGUGGAGUGGUGGGGUCAUGUCUUUGACAACAGAUCUAAGUACCCAGCCCUUAGUGCAAUGGUAAAAUGUGCCCUCUCCAUCUUUCAUGGACCCAGAGUUGAAUCAUCUUUCAGCCUAAUGAAUGAAAUCCUUGACCCCAGAAGUGGAAACAUGAAAAUAUCAACAUUCGGUGCCAUCCAAACAGUGAAAUACACACUCCAGUCCAGGGAGAAGACGGCUGUGGAGUUGUUCAAAAGGAAGGAUGUGAGGUAUGGGGAGGUGGACCGCACACUCUGUAAGAACAUCCGGUCUGCAGGAAGCACUGACAAACUCCAAAGACAGCAGAAUAUGAUAGAAAAGCAAAGGCAGCAGAUCGAGUAUGGCUGCCAAGCAUCAGGUAGUACUUCCUUGAGCAAAAGGCAGAAGGCUGAGGAAGAAAAGAAAGCAAGAAUGAGGCAUGCUGCAAAACAGCGAAAGCGGGCCCUUGAGACACUGGUCCAGGCCAAGAAGAAAAAUAAAUAAUGGCAUACUCCUAUUGCCCUGUCCUCUGUCCUCCUAUUGGGGCUGCCCUUGCACAUAAUAAAUUAAUGCUUUGUUCGAAAUUGUGCGCAGUCCUGUAAUUUUUUUUAACUUGUGACUAACCCUAAUGCAUUAAAAAAGUAAUACAAAUGUAAAAGAAAACUCCCCGGAGUAUAAACCUGGAACCCUAUAGUGGGUCUGUGUUUUUCUCAGCUCACGCAUCAUUCUCACCUUUUUCACCCCGAGCCAGUUUGCAUGCCUGCAUAGAAUAUACUCAUUAAUUUCUACCACAGUAUUCCC